CAUCGGUCCGGCAACGCCGUCUGGCUCAUUGCUUGUCGUAAUCAUUGCAUCCGGGGUAUAAUUGGAUAAUUUAAACACUUAAAUGGCUCUCACAAAAGUCUACGAUGCCGCGACAGUUUUCAGGCACUUAAAUGGCGUUUUAAAUGUAUACAAACCCGCCGGCAUGAGAGUAGGACACGUCCGUAGCGCAGUUCUCAGCAACAUUUGCAAGGGUCUCAACGAAUUGAAGCAGCGCGAGCCGCGCAAGCUUGUAGAGAACAGGCCGCUGCUGGGCACAGGCACCGCCGCCGACACUGUGCUCCACAAUAUAGCCACGAACACCGAUCUCUCUGACGAUGUGCUGUGCACUGGACCUCGUUACAUGCCGGAAGAUAUACGCUGUGCCACUGUGGCCAGUCUGGGGCAACACACCAGCGGUGUUCUGCUUUUUGGCAUCAACAAGGGACUGCGCCAGUCGAGUCGAAUACAGAAGAACCGGCCGGUGCGAGUGUAUCACAUUACAGGUCGCAUGGGCACUGCCACGGAGAAUCACCUGCCAGACACACAUGUAACCGCACGUUCCAACCAUAAGCAUGUGUCAGCGGAAAGAAUCAGUGGCCUUGCGGCCUCCAUGCAGGCUUCGCAUCAGCGGAAGAUGUACGAGCUGUGCGGCGUCGACCUGCAGACACAAGCUGCCUACGAGCUAGCCAGCAAAGGUCUCAUUCGGCCAACCGACAAUAGUCUGCCCGUCAUCUAUGGCAUCAAGUUAAUUCAUUUCGAUCGCCCGCACUUCACUCUUGAGCUGCAUGCCAUCAAUGAGACGGAGGAGUACUUGGCCGCCCUGGUGCAUGACAUGGCGCUGGAGCUGCGCACAGUGGCCCACUGCAGUCAGUUACGAUGCAUCCGCCACGCUCACUUUGAUGUCACCGACAGCUUACUAAGACAUGGCUGGCAUCUGCCGGGGAUCGUGAAGAACCUGCGUCAGCAGCGGGAGAUUCUGCGAGCACAUCCCCAGAUGUUGGAGGAAGAGCGCGCCGAGCUGCAUGCGUGAUGAUUAGAUGACUAGAUUAACUGUAUCAUAAAGUAUGUUUUAUUUGCAAAAAC
Messenger RNA from Drosophila obscura, 1083 nucleotides. Its product is annotated as mitochondrial mRNA pseudouridine synthase Trub2. Lineage: Eukaryota; Metazoa; Arthropoda; Insecta; Diptera; Drosophilidae. The transcript is spliced from 3 exons. The record is from RefSeq and is a predicted model, not a curated record. Gene Ontology annotation, molecular function: RNA binding; pseudouridine synthase activity. Bases 83 to 1030 code for a protein of 315 amino acids. Gene Ontology annotation, biological process: RNA processing; pseudouridine synthesis.